This is a messenger RNA of Moneuplotes crassus, 1427 nucleotides long. The record is from the annotation of a GenBank genome assembly. NCBI's taxonomy places the organism in Eukaryota, Ciliophora, Spirotrichea, Euplotida, Euplotidae.
CCUAAAUUCACAAAUGGAAGAGAACUCUUAUAACCACUCCCAAGCCCACUACGGCCAAGGUGACUACGACCAAGCUGAAGCCCAGCCGAACAAACAGUAUAGUGAAGAUGAGGAUAGUGCAGAAAUCGACUUUGGACUCCCUGAAGGGGCAAAGGAGCAGGAUGGAGGAAUGAAGCAGGAGUAUAGAGGGGAAGAUGCAGGUGAAGUUAUGGUAAUGAGUAUUGAGGGAGCUAACGACAAAAUGAUUUUUGAGAUUGAAAAUUUGAUUCAGACUAUGGAAACUAAAAUUGAGGAGUUCAGAGAAUUUAAAGAAAGAGAAAAAAUUCAAAAGAGAAAUGAUGAUCCUCUCUAUGAUAGAGAUAGUGACCUCCAAAUAGCCCAAUACAAAGCUACUAGAAUAAAGAAUGAAAUAAAAAGCAUGAAAAAAGCUCUCUUCACUGCCUACGACAUUGACGGAAUCAUUAAAGCCGAAAAUGAACUCAAAAAACUCCAAAAAGAAGCAGAUGGGUUAGAAUCAGAAGCCUAUUCCCUCAGAAAAGUGAAGAACGCUAACAAACAGGCCUUAAAAGAGCUUGACGCAGAUGCCCAAAUCACAAUGCGGUACAAAUAAAUCCCAAAAUGCUCUAUCAGAGGCCAAAACUGCCCUAAAACAGCAACAAGAGCUUCUUAAGAUCAGUGAAAGAGAGACAACAGCAGAGCACAACCAGGUUCUUCAGAUGGAAGAGAGGUGACGCCAGCUCUCAAGUCUUUUAAUUGAGCAUAAGAGAGGGGGAGAUGCAGCCCUGCCUGCACCUGAGAUCGACGAAAACGAAAUCCAGCAGCUAGAGAAAGAAAUAGAGCAAUUGGAGACCCAGAAACGUGAAGGGGAGGAAAAGUUUAAGAAAGUUAUGACCAAGAUGAAAGCGGAUGUUAAGAAAGCUGCUACAGAGAACGAUAUGAUGAGAAUUAAGGUCAAGGAAAAGGAUCAAGAAGCUAGAUUAAAUGAGCUCAAGUACAGGCAACUUAGUAGGAAAGUACCUUAUAAGACUUUGAAGCCAUUAUUUACUGUCAGGGAUAAAAAUAUGAAAAAUAGUAAAUCAACGCAUUAUGCCAGCCAGCCUUUAACCAGUCGUGGGCCAUUUGCUAAGAAUGAUAAGACUAAAAUACCUUCACAGACUCAGUUUAAGAUAAAGAAAAGAAAGCUCCCUUCAGUUAGCAAAGGAAAGCGUAGAUCUACUCAAAGUUCUGAAAUAGUUGAAGAAGAACCAGAAGAUGAUAGACAGAAGUUACUAGAUCUACCAGAUAAUUCAAAAUCUCAAAACAAUACUAAGACCAAUGCUGAUGAACACGCUAAACCUUUCAGUGUAAACAGAGGAAGGCAAGAAAUCCAGAAUAUCAGAGAUGAAAUCGAUAAACAUAACGACUCUAAAGAAAAUUUAAAGGUAUAA